This is a messenger RNA of Daldinia caldariorum, 3492 nucleotides long. RefSeq names its product linoleate diol synthase precursor. The record is from RefSeq and is a predicted model, not a curated record. The transcript is spliced from 9 exons. NCBI's taxonomy places the organism in Eukaryota, Fungi, Ascomycota, Sordariomycetes, Xylariales, Hypoxylaceae. The coding region runs from base 1 to 3492 and encodes 1163 amino acids. Gene Ontology annotation, molecular function: monooxygenase activity; heme binding; oxidoreductase activity, acting on paired donors, with incorporation or reduction of molecular oxygen. Gene Ontology annotation, biological process: response to oxidative stress.
AUGUCUUCCCCCUUUGCUCAGGCCAUCCAAGCUAUCACCAGAGCCCUUGGACCUCUUCCAAAGUAUCAGUUCACACCGGGGAACGAUGACGUAUCUAAGGAGACAGGCCUUCUUCGGGACUUGCAAAACUUAAGUAUCGACGACUACAAGACCCUGGAAGAUGUCUUGGACGCCACGGUUUCUGGCGAAGAGGAUGACAACAAGCUCUUGCAGGAGCGUAUCGUAACUCUACUAGCCAAACUACCCCCAAAUUCCCGGGAAGGCAAGCAAGCUACCGAUGCUUUCAUCAACACACUCUGGAACUCGCUUGAGCAUCCUCCAGCUCAGAUUUCAUCUGGUGAUACUUGCUACCGUACAGCAGAUGGCUCCUACAACAACGCUGGAGUUCCCGCUAUGGGAGCCGCCAACACGCGCUACUCGCGGACGACUCCCGCUAAGGUAUUUCAGGGACCUAACCUACCAGAUCCGGGUCUGAUUUACGACAGUCUCAUGGCCAGAGAUGAAACAUCGUUCCGCGAGCAUCCGAACAAGAUAUCCAGUGUGUUGUUUUACCUCGCUACAAUCAUUACCCAUGAUAUAUUCCAGACUGACUCGCGGGAUCCGAAUGUCAACCUGACUUCGUCGUAUCUCGACCUUUCGCCUUUGUAUGGGCGCAAUGCUGAAGAGCAAAAGGCAAUGCGAACUUUCAAAGACGGGCUACUUAAGUCAGACUGUUUUUCGUCAAGGAAUCUCCUCGGAUUUCCGCCAGGAGUAGGAAUGUUCAAUCGAUUUCAUAACUAUGUUGUAACUCAGCUGGCAGUGAUUAAUGAGAGCGGCCGCUUCACGAGGCCAGCUGCUACGACUACUGAAAGCGGCAAUUUGGAGGCCUGGGAAAAAUACGACAACGACCUCUUCCAGACAGGACGCCUCAUCACAUGCGGGCUCUACGUCAACAUCAUCCUGAAGGACUACGUUCGAACAAUACUGAACGUCAACCGCUCUACCUCAACAUGGGACCUUGACCCGCGGACGCAUGAGAAGAAGAACAUAUUCAACCGCUCGCCCGCCCCAGAAGCCACAGGCAACCAGGUCUCCGUUGAGUUCAAUCUUAUAUACAGAUGGCACAGCGCCCUGUCGGCCCGCGACGAGAAAUGGGUAACCGACGACUUGCGCAAGAUCCUCGACGGCGCAGACCCCGCCCGGGCAAGCGUCGACGAGGUCCUCCAAGCCUUGGCGAGGUCCCGCCGCGGCAUCCCCAACAACCCGGACGAGCGGGAUUUCGCCGGCUUGCGGCGCGGCGAGGAUGGCACCUUCUCCGACGACGACCUCGUCGACAUCCUCGUCGCUUCCGUCGAGGACGUCGCCGGCGCGUUCGGAGCAAACCAAGUCCCCACUGCGUUGAGGGUAAUCGAGAUCCUGGGGAUCGCCCAGGCGCGAGGGUGGCACGUCGCUACGCUCAACGAGUUCCGGCAGCAUUUCGGGCUCAAGAAGCACGAUACGUUCGAGGACAUCAACCCGGACCCCGCGGUCGCGGGGAAGUUGAUGUCGCUUUACGACUCUCCUGACGCCGUUGAGUUGUAUCCGGGGCUCGUCGCCGAAAAGCCCAAGCCGCCUAUGUCCGGCAGCGGCCUUUGCGUCAACGUCACGACGAGCCGCGCCAUCCUCUCUGAUGCCGUGGCACUCGUCCGCGGGGACCGCUUCUAUACUACCGACUAUACGCCCGCGAACUUGACAAAUUGGGGUUACAACGAGGCCAACUUCGACUUGAAAGUAGACCAAGGGCAAGUCAUGCACAAGCUGAUACUCCGCGCGUUUCCAUUCCACUUCGCGCGCAACAGUAUCCACGCACAUUUCCCUUUCGUCGUACCCGAGGAGAAUAAGGUCAUACACGACGCUCUGGGCACAUCUGAAUUAUAUUCGUGGGAGAAGCCGACGAGACAGAUAGACCCCGUAGUCAUCAAGUCCCACAAAGCCGUCAGCCAGAUCCUCAGCAACAGCAAGGACUUCCACGUGCCCUGGGGCGAAGCGAUAUCCUACCUCGUCAGCCCGCCGGGCAAGACCUUCGCGAAGAGCUUCUGCCUGGCCGGCGACGGCGCCGCCAACCGCCAGAACCGGGACCUCGUCGCCCGGUGUCUCUACCAGCCGCAGGAGUGGGAAGCGGAGAUCAAGCACUUCUUCGACCGGACCGCGAGAAAUCUGGUCAGGAAGGCCGGCAGGGCGUUACCGCCUAGCCCUCCUGCUACGACGACGACGACGACAAACUCGAAGAAGAAGAAGAACAAGGAAUUGGGGACGACGGUAAUGGAAAGGGAAUUCGAAGUCGAUAUCGUUCGCGACGUCAUCAUCCCGCUGAACACGCGCUUCGUGGCGGCGCUCUUCGGCCUGCCGAUCAAGACGGCGGAGACGGCGCCGCACGGGGUGUACGCGGAGCACGAGCUGUACGGGCUGCUGUCGGCGAUGUUCGCGGCGGUGUUCUUCGACGGCGACCCGGCGAGCUCGUUCAAGCUGCGCACCGUGUCUCGCGAGCUCGCGCUGGGGCUGGAGCAGCUCGUGCGCCUCGAGGCCGAAGCGGACGCCAAGACAAACGGCUGGUUGGCGGGCGUGGCGGCGCGCCUGGGCUUCGCAUCCGCUGCCGCGAAGGACAAGUCGGAUACGGAUACGGAUACGACGUCGGGGAGAGAUGAGUGGCCUGGGCUGCCGCAUUAUGGGCGAGAGUUACUUGCUCGAAUGAUGGAGAAGGGUAAGACGGUUGAGGAGUGUGUUGCGGGGACUGUUAUGCCUAUUUGUGCGGCCGGAGCUACUAUCAUGUCAGGUCUGCUCUCGCAGUGCCUAGAUUACUUUCUAGGAACGGGGAGUGAACACCUCCCUGAACUGCACCGCCUAGCCCGCGAGGACACGCCCGAGGCCGACGACAAGCUGAUGCAUUACCUCCUAGAAGGCAUCCGCCUCCGCGGCACCGUCGUCCUCGCGCGCACCGUCCCCCCAAACAGCCCCGCGCAACACAUCACAGAUGACACCCCCUGCCUCCCGUCCCCGUCGUGCCCCACGGGACCCAGCCCAAUCCCCAACCCACCUUCUUCGCGCGCCUCCUCCGCCCGAACAUACACGCUGGUCCCCGCCCAGCGCGCGAUAAUCGACCUCGUAACGGCGUCGCACGACGCCGACGCCUUCCCCUCGCCGGAGACCCUGCGUCUCGACCGCCCCGUGUCGUCGUAUCUCCCCUGGGGCGCCCACGACCACAAGUGUCUCGGGGAAGGGCUGACGCGGACGGCGCUCGCCGCCGCGUUCAAAGCGUUCCUGGGAGAAAUGCCGGGGUUGCGGCGGGCUCCGGGCCCGAGGGGCGAGUGCGGGGGGCGCGAGUUCAAGGAGUGGAGGGGACAGGUUGGGCGGAGGGCUGUGGAGGGAGGGGGCGACGAGUGGACUGGCUUGAGGGUGUAUUUGACGCCUGAUCAGAGCGCGUAUUCGCCUGUGCCGACGAGUAUACGGGUGCGUUGGGGUGGGGAGGGGAACUAA